CCACUGAGCUUUUCCAUGCGGAGUCAUAUAGCGGCGCACUCCGCCUUCUCCUUCCUUUUCUCUCCGUGGCCGCCAUCAAGAAGCAGCGAGGAGCCGGCGGUCAGCAUGGCCUGCGCUCGUCCUUUGAUAUCUGUGUACUCCGAAAAGGGGGAAUCUUCUGGCAAAAAUGUCACUCUGCCUGCCGUAUUCAGGGCACCAAUUCGCCCAGAUAUUGUCAACUUUGUCCACACCAAUCUGCGCAAGAAUAACAGGCAGCCCUAUGCUGUGAGCAAGCUUGCUGGUCAUCAGACUAGUGCUGAAUCAUGGGGUACUGGACGGGCUGUUGCCCGUAUUCCUCGUGUCCGCGGAGGUGGAACUCACCGCUCUGGCCAGGGUGCUUUCGGAAAUAUGUGUCGUGGAGGGCGUAUGUUUGCUCCAACCAAGACCUGGAGGCGCUGGCAUCGUAGAGUCAAUACAACCCAGAAGCGUUAUGCUAUCUGCUCUGCUGUGGCAGCUUCUGGUCUUCCUGCUCUAGUUAUGUCUAAAGGCCACCGUAUUGAGGAGAUCCCAGAAGUACCCCUUGUUGUUGAGGACAAAGUUGAAAACUACAAAAAAACAAAGGAAGCAGUCCUGCUACUAAAGAAGCUUAAAGCUUGGAAUGACAUAAAGAAGGUGUAUGCAUCUCAGCGCAUGCGUGCUGGCAAGGGUAAGAUGAGGAACAGACGUCGCAUCCAGCGUAGAGGGCCUUGCAUCAUCUAUAACGAAGACAAUGGCAUUAUCAAAGCCUUCAGAAAUAUCCCAGGAAUCACUCUUCUGAAUGUAAGUAAACUGAACGUUCUGAGGUUGGCUCCUGGUGGUCAUGUUGGAAGAUUCUGCAUCUGGACAGAAAGUGCUUUCCGCAAACUGGAUGACCUUUAUGGCACAUGGCGCAAAGCAGCCACUCUAAAGGCAGACUACAACCUUCCCAUGCACAAGAUGACAAACACAGAUCUGGGCAGAAUCCUGAAGAGUCAGGAAAUCCAGAAAGCACUGCGUGCACCAAUCAAAAAGGUGAAGCGCAGAGAGCUUAAGAAGAACCCACUGAAGAACUUGAGGAUCAUGAUGAGACUGAACCCAUAUGCCAAGACAGCUAAACGUAAUGCCAUCCUGCGCCAGGCUGCAAAUAUAAAGGCUAAAGAGACAAAACCAGUCAAGGUUAAGAAACCAAUCAAGAAGAAGCCUGUAAAGGAGGAGAAACCAGCCAAGUAAUACAAUGUAUCCACUGCGGUUCAGUGUUGGAUGGCACUUUGAAUUUACUCCGAAUAAAAUCUGUUUAAAAA
Messenger RNA from Spea bombifrons (plains spadefoot toad), 1298 nucleotides. RefSeq names its product ribosomal protein L4 (gene RPL4). Gene Ontology annotation, biological process: translation. NCBI's taxonomy places the organism in Eukaryota, Metazoa, Chordata, Amphibia, Anura, Pelobatidae. Bases 16 to 1227 code for a protein of 403 amino acids. The transcript has 11 exons. Gene Ontology annotation, molecular function: structural constituent of ribosome; RNA binding. Gene Ontology annotation, cellular component: cytosolic large ribosomal subunit; ribosome. The record is from RefSeq and is a predicted model, not a curated record.